UAUGCCUCUCGCUACUAGACGAAUCAACCCUGAGAGUCUGUCAAUAACUGAUGCAAACAGCUGGGAGGACUUUUCAAAUGCGUCCUUCACGCAAGUUAUCCGGCAACUGGGCGAUCUUAGUCAUCUAGCUCAAGAUAUUUUUAAAGAGCUGAUCGUUAAAGCCGACAAUGUUAACCAGCGAACGAAUGCUCUUAGAACCAGAUUAGAUGAUGUACAGUCUCAAGUGCACAGACUCAACCCAUCCGACGAAACAUUAAAUCUGACGGACGUCAAUAAACGACAGCCGUUCAAAGUGACGCAGAGUGAGCAGCUGAGCUUCCUGGUAGCAGGCACCAGACCCCAGUCAAUCAAGGCUAUGUAUGAGGCAUGUGAACCCCCUCCGGACAUCGACAGAUGGACCAUCAAUGGAGAGGUGUCCAGGCUGAAGAAGUACACUGAUCCCGCCUUCUUCUUCAACAUCUGGGCAGCUGAGCUCAUGAAGAAGAUUGACAAGGCCAACGAGCAGAUUGACAACAAAAAGGAGCAAAGAAGAAAAGAGAUAAGCAGACAGCAGCCAGGAAAGGCCAAGACUCUGGCGGAGGAAACCCGCCGACCCAAAAUGCAGUAUGAGCCAAACAGAAAAGCUCCCGAGCCGCCCUCGGUCUCUGAUAACUACAUCAAUAUCACCCCCAAGAAAGAUUCGCCUGGCGACAAAAACUCUGCGGGAACCCCUGAUAUGUUUCCAGCACCCCCGCCAGCCAUUGUAAAGGGAGCAGUUUCGAACCCUAUGGAUGCAUCGCCAGAACUUAAGCAUAAGGGAGGCUCUGCCCCGCCAUCGGGUCCAGCGCCUCCUCCGCCCAUGGGAUCCGGAGGGCCGGCGCCUCCUCCGCCACCACCCCCUCCAAUCAUAGAAGCACCACCUCCUCCAGGCCUAAAAUCAAUCCCCUCGAAUGCUGGUGGACCAGCACCGCCACCACCUCCCCCAGCGACGGGUCCAACGACAGGGGCUCCUCCGCCUCCUCCACCGCCCCCACCAGGAAUACCGACGACUGGAGCUGCCCCGAGACCCCCAGCACCACCUGGCGGCGGAGGGCCUCCACCUCCCCCACCACCACCUCCACCUCCGGGAACUGGAGCACCGUCUGCACCUAGACCUCCGAAGCCACAAGGAGCUGGAACAUCAUCACCGAGACCUAAACCGGCGCCUGCUCCCGUGGACGACCGUUCUAAUCUGUUGAACCAGAUUCAAAGUGGAGUAAAAUUGAGGUCGAAAACCGAGCAGAAGCCUAUCGCUCAGGCAUCCAAAACGGAGGAUAGUCACUCCAAUCUGCUGGAGGGUAUCAAGGGUUUCAGCAAGAACAAAUUGAAGAAAGUGCCCCCGAAAGAAGAGACGAAGCCGAAGGGCUCAACUGCUCCGAUAGGGGGGACUGUGGAAGAGUUGAUGCAGAGUUUCCGCACAGCCAUCCGCUUCACGGAAGACGACGACGAGGAGGAUGAGGACGCCAAUGGACCUGAAUGGUGAACAACUCACGGUUUAAGAGAACAUGGUGUGAUGAUGGGGAUCAUAGAUGAGAUGAAGUGAAUUGUUGAAAAUACUGGCGAAUCGAUUGAAUCAGGGGCUGAUUUAAGAAAGGCAUGGAUCACCCCCUCCCUCUCUCUCGCUCUUUACUCGACUGAGGAAUUCGACCCCUUCAUCGCGCAAAAGUAGCAUUUUUUUGGGCCGACGAAGUGAAGAUAUUGCAAGAGGCGCUUUGGCAAACAACGCCUUCAAAAAGUGUUUUUUUUUUCCGCAAAAUUUCUUAGGUGUUGCCCCUAGCUUUAACAAAAAAAAAUAAGGUAAUUCGGGUGUUUCAGGAGAGCUCAGAAAUUCAAUUUGCCUGACAUAAAAACAAAAUCAGUAACUUUCGAAUAAAAAAAGUAGAAAUUCGGAAUGAAAUCCCCCAGCGUGAUCCUAGAAAAUCAUAGAUCCACCCCUGCCCUGAAUUAGAUAAACUUAAAUUUAUACAUACUUCUUGUUUAAAUGAAAUAUUUAGAUUCGCGUUGAAGUUGAAAAUUACAAAAAUGGUUUUGUAAUUGUCGAGAAAUUUAAUGCAGUUGAUCCAAGACGCUUUUGUGUUUUAAAGCUUGAUAUAUUUCGGGGAUCCUUGUCAUAUUGCAGCGCUUUUAAACGGUAUCAUUGUUUCACUCUUUGCCAUGAACGCUACUGUAUAAUCGAGCAGAAUAUUACAUUCUUGUCAUUUCUGAGGAGAAUCUUCAAUUUGAAUGAGGAAACAUCGUGCCCUGUGAAACGAUACUUGAUCGUUGUACAAAUAUGAUUAACAACUAGAGCACUGUUCAAUCAUCAUUAUAUGCACAAAUUGUUCUAAUAUUAUGAUUGUUGAAGCAUGCACACUAAGCUGAACAACCUCGAAAUCAUAAUACAAGUCCGAAGCAUAUUCGUAUUUUCGGAAGCUAUGCUGCAGUAAAUCUUGCUUUCGGUUGAAAGGUUUUUUAAACUAUUUAUUUGAAUUGUGCACGAACGCAUAUUAGUCAUAUGUCUAGUUCAUAAAAGGCAUGUGAUUGUCUAAAAUUAUUUUAAUUCUAGUCAGUAAAAUUGUUAAUUUAUGAAACCCG
Molecule: messenger RNA, 2592 nt
Organism: Symsagittifera roscoffensis
Lineage: Eukaryota; Metazoa; Xenacoelomorpha; Acoela; Convolutidae
Product: actin-binding protein WASF2-like
Exons: 5
Coding region: 2-1501 (499 amino acids)
Biological process (GO): positive regulation of Arp2/3 complex-mediated actin nucleation; actin cytoskeleton organization
Cellular component (GO): cytoskeleton
Molecular function (GO): actin binding; protein kinase A regulatory subunit binding; Arp2/3 complex binding
Source: RefSeq, a predicted model, not a curated record